UACUUAGGCGAUUCCUGAUUUAAACAAGCUGUCGGAAUGGAUCCGUUAUUAUAUUUGGGUGGGUUAGUUGUCUUGUUUUUGGUGUGGAUUAAGGUGAAGGGCUUGGAGUACGUGAUAGUACACCAGAGAUGGAUCUUCGUUUGCCUCUUUCUGCUCCCCUUGUCAGUCAUCUUUGAUGUGUACUAUUACCUGCGCGCGUGGAUCAUCUUCAAGAUGUGCUCAGCACCCAAGCAGCACGACCAGAGAGUCAGAGAUAUCCAGAGACAGGUGCGAGAAUGGAAAAAAGAGGGAGGGAAGAAACAUAUGUGCACAGGUCGUCCAGGAUGGCUGACUGUAUCUCUCAGGGUGGGAAAAUACAAGAAGACGCACAAGAACAUCAUGAUUAACAUGAUGGACAUUCUGGAGGUGGACACAAAACGGCAGGUGGUGCGUGUGGAACCCUUAGCCAACAUGGGUCAGGUGACCGCUCUGCUCAACUCUAUUGGCUGGACCCUGCCAGUGUUGCCUGAACUCGAUGACCUCACAGUUGGUGGGCUGGUGAUGGGAACAGGCAUUGAGUCUUCAUCUCACAUCUAUGGCCUGUUUCAGCACAUUUGUGUGGCUUUUGAGCUGGUGUUGGCUGAUGGUAGUCUGGUCCGCUGCACUGAGAAAGAAAACUCGGACCUCUUCUAUGUCGUUCCCUGGUCCUGCGGUACUUUGGGGUUCCUGGUUGCAGCAGAGAUCCGGAUAAUCCCAGCUCGCAAAUGGGUGAAGCUUCGCUAUGAACCUAUACGAGGCCUGGAUGCUAUCUGCAAGAAGUUUGCAGAGGAAUCAGCCAACAGGGAGAACCAGUUUGUGGAGGGACUGCAGUACUCUCGGGACGAGGCUGUGAUUAUGACGGGCACCAUGACCGAUCAUGCAGAGCCUGACAAGACUAACUGUAUAGGUCACUAUUACAAGCCGUGGUUCUUUCGGCAUGUGGAGGGUUUCCUGAAACAGAACCGUGUUGCAGUGGAGUACAUUCCUCUCCGGCACUAUUACCACAGACACACCCGCAGCAUCUUCUGGGAAUUACAAGACAUCAUUCCGUUUGGGAAUAACCCAUUGUUCAGGUAUGUGUUCGGCUGGAUGGUUCCUCCUAAGAUCUCUCUACUGAAGCUCACUCAGGGAGAGACCAUCCGCAAACUAUACGAGCAGCACCACGUGGUUCAGGACAUGCUGGUCCCUAUGAAGCACAUCAAGACAGCCAUCCUACGUUUCCACGAGGACAUACAUGUGUAUCCUCUGUGGCUUUGUCCCUUCAUGCUGCCCAACCAGCCAGGAAUGGUGCAUCCUAAAGGAGAUGAGGAUGAACUGUAUGUUGAUAUCGGAGCGUACGGGGAGCCCCAAGUCAAACACUUUGAGGCCAGAUCCUCCACACGGCAGCUGGAGAAGUUUGUCAGAGACGUUCAUGGAUUCCAGAUGCUGUAUGCUGAUGUAUAUAUGGAACGUCAGGAAUUCUGGGAAAUGUUCGAUGGCACAUUGUAUCAUAAACUCAGAAAGCAACUCACCUGUGAAGAUGCAUUUCCUGAAGUCUAUGACAAAAUCUGCAAGACCGCAAGACACUGAAUCCAAACAAAUACGAAAGGUGUGACCAGCAGAACAGCUGAAACAAACUGUACUUCCCUUUUGUUGAAGUAAAUGAACACAUUGGACAAAAACUCGUAUUUCUUGAAGAAGCACCAGCUAAAUUUUUAACCGCCUUGUUGUAUGUUUAAGACUAAAAAAGUAAAGGCCCUUAUUAUUCCUAAUGUUUAAUACAUGCUUAAAUUCAUUAAAACAAUAUAUAAUACUUAACAGACAGUUUUUCUACAUUCAAAUGUGAAUAAACUAUAAAUGAAAC
This is a messenger RNA of Carassius carassius (crucian carp), 1861 nucleotides long. Its product is annotated as delta(24)-sterol reductase-like. Gene Ontology annotation, cellular component: membrane; cytoplasm. Gene Ontology annotation, molecular function: Delta24(24-1) sterol reductase activity; FAD binding. Gene Ontology annotation, biological process: steroid metabolic process. The record is from RefSeq and is a predicted model, not a curated record. Bases 37 to 1587 code for a protein of 516 amino acids. Lineage: Eukaryota; Metazoa; Chordata; Actinopteri; Cypriniformes; Cyprinidae. The transcript is spliced from 9 exons.